AGGGGGUGGGGUGUUGAGGCGUUCAUGACCGUCGGACUGCACGGCGUCAAGAUCACGACGCAUUUCUGAAGUAGCAGAAGCCACAGCAGACGUGGUUUGCGCGUUUAUUCGAUUUAAUUGCUAUCCCGCGUAAAGUCCAUAAAGUACGCUUUUCGUCCUCACUGAGAAGACAGUCCGUUUUAUGCAGAACGCGACCAAAUUCCGAAAACAGGUUUCACAAAUCGUGUCCGGAAAUUCUUCGCUCAUGACGCACACUGACGCAACAACUUCCCAAUUCCCAGGACUACUGGAUGUUUAUCAUCAAACUCAAUGCUACGAUCGACUUCCUGUACCGAUGGCUCUCUCUGGUACAGAAAUGCUUCGUGCUAUUCAUCAAAUCUCAGAGUCUCUCAGCAGUCACGAACGCUUGAAGGUUUUCUACUUGUGUGAGACGUUGGACAUGGAUAAUACAGUAGCCCGUUUGAAGGACACGCUUGAAUCCAAAGUCAUGAGUUAUCACGCAGGAAGUCUGUUUUUGGCUGAGCUCAUGCUGCAUUUGAGAAGGUACGACAUCCUGAGGCGGGUUUUUGGGUCCAGCAGGGAUGAGGUGGAGAGAGCUUUGAGAUCCAGGCAGGUUCUUCCCAGAUUCAGAGUACUGAUGGCUCAUAUAAGUGAGGACAUGGCCAGCGAAGAUGUGAACAGUGUGAAAUUUCUGCUGGGUAACAUGCUACCACGUCACAAAAAGGAAACUGCCACGAACUUCCUGGACCUGAUUAUAGAACUGGAGCGCCUCGAUAAGAUUUCCCCCCAAAGAGUGGACUUUUUGGAGGAAUGCUUCAUGCAUGUUGGCAGGGUUGACCUGGCCAAAAAACUGAAGGUGUACAACAUGUCAGUAAACUUACCCGUACCUGAAGUAGGUGGGCACCAUGCUUGCCAGAGUCCAGUAAAUCAGUACAAAUUUACGAGUGAGACCAGAGGAGUGUGUCUCAUCAUAGACUGCGUGGGAAAUGAUGGAGAGAUGCUGGAGCACAUGUUUCAAUCGCUCCACUUCAACGUGACACUGUACAAAUGGCUUGGCCUGGUCGAGACCGUUUCAAAGCUCAGAGGGGUCUUCCGAGGAAGUCAGGAUCACCAAGGCGAUGGCUUUGUUUGCUGCAUCAUCAGCCGCGGUACCGGCACUCACCUCCUGGCCACGGACACGUGCAGCGAAGGGCUCUGUCUCAAAGAUGUCUGCCGUCUUUUCACCGGCGAUGCGUGUUCAGGACUGGUUGGCAAACCAAAGCUGUUCUUCAUCCAGAGCUAUAGUGUAUCGGCGGUCCAACCCUGUGCCAGAGAGAGCCGGGAUGAGAACCUGGAGACGGAUGCUGGUGGUGGACAGUUGACGCCCGAUUGUAUCCCAUCAGAUGCUGAUGUGCUCUGGAGUCACUGCUGGACUGCAGAACAUCAACUACAGCAAGCUCAACACCGCUCCAUUUACCUCAAGGCUUUGACCGAUACCUUAGGCAAGAGCCAGGAAAGGAGGAGACAUGUGCUAGAUCUUCACAAGGAGGUCAAUAGAGCAAUCUUUGAGCACAACCGGAGUCAUCCUGGUGAGGAAUAUCACCUAGACCUGAAAACCACUUUAAGAAAAGAUCUUUACCUGUAGACAUCCAACUACUCGCUCAUUUCAUCAUCGUCAGAUAUAUCAUAGGACUGCUGGAGAGCAGGAGCUGCCACUUAGGUGGCACGGAGAGUUUUUGGGUUUUUUGUGACACUAAAUUACAUUUCG
Molecule: messenger RNA, 1747 nt
Organism: Hippocampus comes (tiger tail seahorse)
Lineage: Eukaryota; Metazoa; Chordata; Actinopteri; Syngnathiformes; Syngnathidae
Product: CASP8 and FADD-like apoptosis regulator
Exons: 9
Coding region: 182-1624 (480 amino acids)
Biological process (GO): proteolysis; regulation of apoptotic process
Molecular function (GO): protein binding; cysteine-type endopeptidase activity
Source: RefSeq, a predicted model, not a curated record